UUUUCUAGGGUUUUCGGGAGAUGGUUGCAGGCAAGCUGCGCUACCUGGUGCUGGAGCUUCUAAUCGACGCCGCCAGGAAGAAGCAGCAUCGCUUCGCGCAGAAGCACGUCUUUGGAGCGAUCAAGAAGAGCGUGCAAGACAAUUUUGGCCUCUACGGCGCUGCCAUUUGCGCCAAUUACCUCCAAGUGAAGUAUUUCAAUCCUGUCACGAACAUCGUCGUGGUUCGAUGCAGCCGCCAGGAGUACACCAAGAUUUGGAGCUCCAUAACUUUCAUACGUGCCAUCGAGAACAUUCCAACGCUCUUUAAUCUCCUCAUUCUAUCUGGAAGCACGAGAGCUUGCCGGAAGAAACUCGAGCAAGUGGAAGCUGAUCGCUUGGAGCUCCUCGAGAAAACACCGGGAUUGAAUCUCUCGCCAGAAGAAAUCAAGGAAGCCCAAGCUUACACCAAGCGAAAUGUAUCUCUGGAAUAGGAGUUUCGGAACAAAUCUCUCGAGUUAUAAACACUCGGGCAGAGUGUCCUCUAUCUCCAACCAGCAUAAGUUGGCCAAAAACGUAGUCCGCGAGGAGCUUUCCAUCCGUGAGGCCGAGGCGGAGCUCGAAUGACGCUUCCUGAUGCGGUCCAAGAGUGAAAGUAGCCGGCACGAUGUCCGCCGUGACGUUUUCGGGCCGGACCAGCGCAGCAGUGUACGUUUCCGCGACGUCGCUCACGCUGGAAACUCUUCUCUGGACGACAACGUUUCCUUUCAAGCUGGAGACGGUGAUGGAGGGCGAGUUGAGAUUAUAGGCGGCGUCCAUAGCUAUGGAGCAAUCGGAGUGCGUUGCCUGCUUGACUGCAUCUUUCCAGGCCUGCGUAGUGUUGAGCGAGCACAUGAAGCUCACAUAGUCUUGAUAACCUGACCAUCACUUGAAGGAUCAAUGAGAAGAACUUAGAAGUUUUCUACUCUC
Messenger RNA from Selaginella moellendorffii, 945 nucleotides. RefSeq names its product probable ribonuclease P/MRP protein subunit POP5. Lineage: Eukaryota; Viridiplantae; Streptophyta; Lycopodiopsida; Selaginellales; Selaginellaceae. Gene Ontology annotation, cellular component: ribonuclease P complex. Gene Ontology annotation, molecular function: ribonuclease P RNA binding. The transcript has 4 exons. The record is from RefSeq and is a predicted model, not a curated record. Gene Ontology annotation, biological process: tRNA 5'-leader removal. The coding region runs from base 21 to 470 and encodes 149 amino acids.